Messenger RNA from Plectropomus leopardus (leopard coralgrouper), 2033 nucleotides. RefSeq names its product eukaryotic initiation factor 4A-I. The record is from RefSeq and is a predicted model, not a curated record. Gene Ontology annotation, molecular function: RNA helicase activity; ATP binding; nucleic acid binding. Lineage: Eukaryota; Metazoa; Chordata; Actinopteri; Perciformes; Serranidae.
CGUAUAUAAGACAUCUCUGCCGCAGUUUCUUUCUUUGGAAUAAUGUCGGCUGAAUAUGACAAUAGAGACAAUGGCCCAGAGGGCAUGGAGCCAGAUGGGGUCAUUGAGAGCAACUGGAACCAGAUCACGGACAGUUUUGAUGAGAUGAACCUGCGCGAGGCUCUGCUCAGGGGAAUUUAUGCCUAUGGUUUUGAGAAGCCUUCUGCUAUCCAGCAGAGGGCUAUUAUGCCUUGUAUCAAGUGUUAUGAUGUGAUCGCUCAAGCCCAGUCUGGCACUGGGAAGACUGCCACCUUUGCCAUUUCCAUCCUCCAGCAGAUUGAUGUGGAGCUGAAAGCCACCCAGGCCCUGGUCCUGGCUCCCACUAGGGAGCUGGCUCAGCAGAUCCAGAAAGUGGUGCUGGCCCUGGGCGACUACAUGGGAGCCAGUUGCUACGCCUGUAUCGGAGGGACCAGCAUCCGCAGUGAAGUCCAGAAGCUGCAGGCUGAAGCUCCUCACAUUGUGGUGGGAACCCCUGGCCGUGUCUUCGACAUGUUAACUCGCAAAAACCUCUCUUCUAAGCACAUCAAAAUGUUUGUGCUGGACGAGGCCGAUGAGAUGCUGAGUCGAGGGUUCAAGGACCAGAUCUAUGAGAUCUUCCAGAAACUGGCAAGCAGCACACAGGUUGUCCUACUGUCGGCCACCAUGCCGGCUGACGUUUUGGAGGUCACAAAGAAGUUCAUGCGUGAUCCUGUCAGAAUCUUGGUAAAGAAGGAGGAGCUGACCCUCGAGGGUAUCCGCCAGUUCUACAUCAAUGUAGAGAAAGAGGAGUGGAAGCUAGACACGCUGUGUGACCUGUAUGAAACCCUGACCAUCACACAAGCGGUCAUCUUCAUCAACACAAGGAGGAAAGUGGACUGGCUGACUGAGAAGAUGCACGCCAGAGACUUCACCGUGUCCGCCCUGCAUGGUGACAUGGACCAGAAAGAGAGAGACUUGAUCAUGAGGGAGUUCCGCUCUGGCUCCAGUCGAGUCCUCAUCACCACUGACCUGCUGGCCAGAGGUAUUGAUGUCCAGCAGGUGUCCCUAGUCAUCAACUACGACCUGCCGACCAAUAGAGAAAACUACAUCCACAGGAUUGGUCGGGGUGGUCGUUUCGGCAGGAAGGGAGUAGCCAUCAACAUGGUGACUGAGGACGACAGGCGAACCCUGAGGGACAUUGAGACAUUCUACAACACCACCGUGGAGGAGAUGCCCAUGAAUGUGGCCGAUCUUAUCUAGAAGAGUCGACGCGCCCAUCGUCCACCCCCUCCUCCCCACUUCUUUUAGCAGUCAAAACUUUGUUUCUUACGCGAUCUGAAUUCUAAGAACUUCCUUUUGCUAAAUUCCACCAUGACUUUACCCUCUACAUUCUAAGGGAAGGAAGAGCACGGCCGUUAUUCCUUCCCAACCUUUGAAAUAGUUUUUGGCCGUUUUUUUUGGAAGGAUGAAUUACUGACCUGCUUCAUCUGCUUGCCAUAGUCCAUUACCCCCCAUAUUGGCACCUAAAUUCUUCCUGCAGCUAAUGUCUCCUUGAAACCGUGAUUCGAACAUUCGUUUUGCAAACUGACGACUUUCAACAUUCAAUGAGUGAGUUUGUAAAAGUGCAAAACAUAACCGCGUUUCCAAAAGCACCCCCCCAAAAAAAAAAAAAACCCUAACAACAAAGUUGUUAUAAGGACUCUAGCUCUGACUGUUGGCAAAAGCUUAACAUUAAAUUAACGUUGAUAACAUGCACGACGCUAACAUGAAGAUCAGAAAAGCUUUUGAGAAACGCGGCUGUGAUUUGCACCCCGGACGCGUCACCAGGUGCCACGCUCCUCGGUGACGGAUUUAGCCUGCAGACUCUGAUCUAAAUGAAAGGGGACGUGCUGCAUUGGACCAGAUCAGUAUUUAAACAACCUUCAGUGUACUGGAAACAGCCUUUAACUCACAUCCAUGAUAUCAUGUUCAGAAGAGGUUUUGGGGCUAGAGUACACAGGGCGUAUUCAAUAAAAAGACCUAUAUAGUAAAAUCCA